AUGGAACAACUAGAAAGAGAACGUAUUGAAACUUUACAAAGAGAGUGUCAAGAAAGAGAACAAGAACAAAGAGAGCAAGAACAAAGAGAACAGCAACAAAGAGAGCAAGAACAAAGAGAACAACAACAAAGAGACCAAGAAGAAAGAGAACGUAGAGAAAAUGAUUAUAAUUGCAGAGUAAAUCAAGUCGAUGUUGAAGAUGAAAAUCAAAAUAAUAAUCAAAAUAAUAAUCAAGAAAAUGAUAAUAAUAAUAAUAACCGUCCACCUGUUUUAAAUAGUGAUGAUGAUUUGAAUUCCAACGAUUCCUAUACCGAGAUGGAAUAUUUUGACCGUAUGGAUACCGAUUAG
Molecule: messenger RNA, 348 nt
Organism: Dictyostelium purpureum
Lineage: Eukaryota; Evosea; Eumycetozoa; Dictyosteliales; Dictyosteliaceae
Exons: 2
Coding region: 1-348 (115 amino acids)
Source: RefSeq, a predicted model, not a curated record